This is a messenger RNA of Aspergillus chevalieri, 957 nucleotides long. RefSeq names its product putative short chain dehydrogenase/reductase family oxidoreductase. Gene Ontology annotation, molecular function: oxidoreductase activity, acting on the CH-OH group of donors, NAD or NADP as acceptor. The coding region runs from base 1 to 957 and encodes 318 amino acids. The transcript is spliced from 3 exons. The record is from RefSeq and is a predicted model, not a curated record. Gene Ontology annotation, cellular component: cytoplasm. NCBI's taxonomy places the organism in Eukaryota, Fungi, Ascomycota, Eurotiomycetes, Eurotiales, Aspergillaceae.
AUGGCUUUCUCGGUUAAAGGACGAUCAGCCAUUGUGACCGGUGCCGGCUCAGGAAUCAACCUGAGUUUCGCCCGUCUCCUGCUGGAGAACGGCUGCAAUGUCCUCAUUGCAGACUUGGGUCUCCGUCCUGAGGCUCAGGUCAUUGUCGACAAGCACUCGGGCAAGGACAGCACCUCCCGAGCGGUAUUCCAACCGACGGACGUGACCGACUGGCAGCAGCUUGAGCGGAUGUUCGAGGUCGCAGAGCGAGAAUUUGGAGAGAUCGACUUGGUGUGUCCGGGAGCUGGAGUCUACGAACCGCACUGGACCAACUUCUGGCGCCCUCCUGGAACGCAGGCCAGUAAGGACUCUCCCGCUGGUGGCCGGUACGGCCUGAUAGAUAUCAACCUGACACACCCGAUCCGCGUCACUCAACUCGCCAUUUCUCACUUCCUGCACAAUCGCGAUUCCAAAAAGCCCAAGCACAUUGUCCACAUUUCCAGUAUUGCCGGGCAAAAUGCAUCCUUCGCUGCUCCGGUCUACUCGGCCACUAAGCACGGUAUCAGCGGUUUCGUGCGCUCCAUGGCCAAACUGGAUGAGCUCUUCGGAAUCCGCGUUACGGCCGUGGCACCAGGAGUUAUCAAGACUCCAUUAUGGACGGACCAUCCGGAGAAGUUGAAGAUGAUCGACACGGCGGACACGUGGGUCACCGCCGAUGAGGUGGCCGAGGUGAUGCUGGCACUGGUGCAACAGGAGAAAGUCGGCGAGGUUAUUGGCGACAAGUCCGGCCAGGGACAACAGUUCGAGGUCAAGGGUGGAACUAUCCUGGAAGUUUCCAAAACAGUGCGCGCUGUAAAUCCAUACAACGAUCCCGGUCCUGGAAAGCGUGCCGGAAACACCGCAUCGGACACGAGGACGGUAGAGGAAGAGUCGAUUGCAUUGUUGAAGCAGCCGGGAUGGGGAAAGUCGAAGCUGUGA